This is a messenger RNA of Fusarium oxysporum Fo47, 1431 nucleotides long. RefSeq names its product FAD-dependent oxidoreductase. NCBI's taxonomy places the organism in Eukaryota, Fungi, Ascomycota, Sordariomycetes, Hypocreales, Nectriaceae. The coding region runs from base 1 to 1431 and encodes 476 amino acids. The transcript is spliced from 2 exons. The record is from RefSeq and is a predicted model, not a curated record. Gene Ontology annotation, molecular function: FAD binding.
AUGGCUCCUCUCAAAGUCAUCAUAGUCGGCGGUGGCCUCGCCGGCGCAUGUCUAGCAAACGGCCUCAUCAACAAAGCCGACGGUCAAAUCGACGUUACAGUCUUCGAACGCGACGAAGCUGGUUCAGAACGGGGAGGCUACCAAAUCCGCCUUGGCGCUCACGCGCUCAUCGGGUUCAAAGCCUGUUUGACAAAAGAUCAAUAUUCUGCCCUACUGCCCUGCUUCGGUAAAUCGGGGGGCGUGGUUUCAUCAGCACCUUGUAUAUUCAGUCCUUCCGACUUGAAGGUCCUGAUUGACUUGAGUAAGGCUCCUGUGUAUGAGAAGAGUGCCCCGAUCGCACGAACACGACUUCGGAACUUUCUUCAGAAGCCACUUCAGGAGAGGGAUGCUAUUCGGUUUGGCAAGAAGUAUGUUAGGCAUGAAGUACUUCAAGGAGAGGUAGCUGGACAAAGCAGCAUCAGGGUUCACUUCAGCGACGAUACCCACCACGACUGCGAUGUCCUCAUAUCUGCCGAAGGAAGCGGAAGCCGCAUCAACAAACAGAUUGGACUGAACAACAUCAUCACCGAGGUGACGCCUGGACACGGUGGUUACUUAGGAAAAUGCCAUUUACCGUGGUCUGUACUACAGACUUUGCCGAGACAGCUUCUAGAAAAAGGAACCAUUUACACCGGCAACUCCAAGGUCAAAGUAUUUGCCGCUGUGUAUCUACCAGAAUGCCUAUCAUCUACCAAAAAGACAUCAAAUGCAGAUGGCUCAGAUAUCCUCAAACCCAAAAACUAUGACGAGGAUGAAGCCUCCCUAUUUCUCGGCAUGGCAUGGACUACAGGGCCUGAAGCCGCAGAGCUACCUCAAGUCAAAGACAAGAAGGGGUUGAUGAAAAAGAAGCUCGACGAGGCUGGCUUCCAUCCUGACUUUCACAAGCUGGUUGAUGCUGUUGACGAAGAAGAAAUCAUGACAACACCUUGGAGAUACGCAAGAAACGACACGCCUGUUGAUUGGAGACAACAACUUCUGUCUACGAACGAGAAAAAGUCAUAUCCAAGCAUUGCCAAUCCGCGCGUCUGGCUCAUUGGAGAUUCUAUCCAUCCAAUGCUUCCGUCCAGAGGAAUGGGCGCGAAUAAUGCGAUCCACGAUACAGCUGAUGCACUUGGUCCAUUACUGGAACUUGCUAAAAUGAAGAACAUGUAUGGGAGUGUGACCGAUGAGCAGGUUGGUGACCAGUUGGCGGUGUAUGAGAAAGCCAUGAUGCCAAGGGCUUUUGAAUGGGUCAAGAAAAGCAGCAAUCAACAGUUACCGGACUUGGAUAGUUUGAUUGGUAGAGGAAUAAUUAUUGGUCUGCGAGUGAUGCUUUUCGUGGUUGGUGGUUUCGUGAGCUGUCUUAGGAUGUUUGGCUGGGAACCCAAGGAUGAUGCCCCCGAGCUUCCUUGA